Gopherus evgoodei (Goodes thornscrub tortoise) is the source of this 14759-nucleotide messenger RNA. It is a transcript of the gene MUC5AC, whose product is annotated as mucin 5AC, oligomeric mucus/gel-forming. The transcript is spliced from 49 exons. The record is from RefSeq and is a predicted model, not a curated record. Gene Ontology annotation, molecular function: protein binding. The coding region runs from base 26 to 13612 and encodes 4528 amino acids. NCBI's taxonomy places the organism in Eukaryota, Metazoa, Chordata, Testudines, Testudinidae. Gene Ontology annotation, cellular component: extracellular matrix.
UACUUUCUACCGAACUCCAAUCAAGAUGGGCAUAGGCUGGGGGGUACGAAUACCACUAUGGAUACCAAUAUUAGUGAUCACCUUUAUGCAGAACAAAGUCAAAGCACAAUAUGAGGACCAACAAGCAAAUUAUGAUGACUAUAAUUAUGUCCAGCAGGGACAAGACUAUUUUUCUGUACCAGUAACUAAACCACAAGAAGUGACAAUCAUCCAACCACUGAGAACAACACUGCCCAUAAAGCCUGGCAACCCUGCUCACAAUGGACGUGUGUGCAGCACCUGGGGAAACUUCCACUUCAAGACCUUUGAUGGGGACAUCUUUCACUUCCCUGGGCUCUGCAACUAUGUCUUUGCAUCCCACUGCAAAUCUGCCUACGAGGACUUCAACAUCCAGAUCAGGCGCACUGUGCUGGAAAGCUCUCCUGUGAUCAGCCAUAUCACCCUGAAGCUUGACGGAAUGGUGAUUGAACUGACCUCAGACUCCAUUGUGGUCAAUGGCAACCCAAUUCAGCUGCCUUUCAGCCAGUCAGGAAUUCUGAUAGAGAGAAUUAGCGAAUAUUUGAAAAUCACUGCCAAGAUGGGCAUGGUCUUCAUGUGGAACCAACUGGAUGGCCUUCUGGUGGAACUGGAUAAGAAAUAUGCCAAUCAGACCUGUGGGCUUUGUGGGGACUUCAAUGGCAUUCCAAUUUACAAUGAGUUCACAUCAAACAGCAUCGAGCUGACUGAUGUGCAGUUUGGGAAUAUGCAGAAGAUGGAUGGACCCACAGAGCAAUGCGAGGAUCCUACAUCUUCUUCUCUUUCAAACUGCUCUAAUGAAUUUAGUGCUACCUGCCAGACAGUAUUGACUGGGGAAGCAUUUGUGAGCUGCAAUGCACUGGUGGACGUUCAAGACUAUAUUGACUCUUGCGUACAAGACUUGUGCCGCUGUGAUGAGUCUAUGCGUGAUUUCUGCAUCUGUAACACCUUUGCUGAAUACUCCCGGCAGUGCGCCCAUGCUGGUGGACAACCUCUGAACUGGAGAACUAAAGAACUGUGCAACAAGACAUGCCCUUAUAACAUGCAGCACGAGGAAUGUGGCUCCCCCUGUGCUAACACCUGCACCAAUCCUGAAAGGUCAGCCCUCUGUGAAGAUCACUGUACCGAUGGCUGCGUCUGCUCGCCAGGAACCGUGUUUGAUGACAUUAACAGCUCUGGCUGUAUCCCUGUCAGCGAGUGCCCCUGUACCUACAAAGGUGAAACGUAUAGUCCAGGUGCUUCUUUUGCAUCCCAGUGCACUUCAUGUAACUGUACUGGAGGCCAGUGGAGUUGUGUCAGCCAUUCCUGCCCUGGGACUUGCUCCAUUGAAGGAGGUUCUCACAUCUCCACAUUUGAUGAGAAACGUUAUUCCUUCUUUGGAGAUUGUAGCUAUAUCCUGACGAAGCUCUGUGACAGUGAUGCCUUCACUGUUCUAGGAGAAGUCCGCAAAUGUGGCCUAACCGACACUGAGACAUGCCUGAAAGGUGUAGCCAUCAGCAUAAGUGGAGGACAAACUAUUGUUGUGAUCAAAUCUUCUGGCAGCGUGUUUGUGAAUACGAUCUACACCCAGUUGCCAUUCUCUGCAGCCAAUGUCACUAUCUUCAGGCCGUCAUCAUUCUUCAUCCUUGUACAAACAAACUUUGGGCUUCAGGUUCAGAUGCAGCUUGUACCCAUCAUGCAACUCUUUGUAAACGUGGACCCGUCCCACAAAGGGCAGACAUGUGGUCUUUGUGGAAACUUCAACAAUAUCCAAACAGAUGACUUCAAAGCCACAAGUGGCAUAGUGGAAGGAACAGCAGCUGCUUUUGCCAAUACCUGGAAAACCCAGGGUGACUGCCCUGAUGUCAAAAACAUCUUUGAGAAUCCCUGUACCCUCAGCAUAGAAAAUGAAAAAUAUGCUCAGCACUGGUGUGGACUGCUGACUGAUACUCAAGGACCUUUUGCUGAAUGCCACUCAACAGUGAAUCCAGAUGUUUACCACACGAACUGUCUGUUUGACACCUGUAACUGUGAAAAGAGUGAGGAUUGUAUGUGUGCUGCCCUCUCUACCUAUGUCAAAGCCUGUGCUGCCAAAGGAGUCCUGUUGAAUGGAUGGAGGACCAAUGUCUGCACCAUAACCUCGUGCCCCAAAUCCCUGACGUACAGCUACGUUGUCAAUUCCUGCCAACCCACUUGCCGAUCUUUGAGUGAGCCCGAUGUCACAUGCAACAUCAAGUUCACUCCAGUUGAUGGCUGUACCUGUGCAAAUGGAACUUACAUGGAUGAAAAUGGCAAAUGUGUGCCUGCUACUAGCUGUCCUUGUUAUUACAAAGGAUCUGUGCUACCUUCUGGAGAGGUUGUUCACGACAAUGGUGUCAUAUGCUCUUGCACACAUGGAAAGCUGGACUGUGUUAGAGUGAAACCAGAACCAGUCUGUGCAGCUCCCAUGGUCUACUUUGACUGCAACAAUAUCACCGCAGGCACAAUUGGAUCCGAGUGCCAGAAGAGCUGUCAGACUCUUGACAUGGGAUGCUACAGCACACAGUGCGUCUCUGGCUGCGUGUGCCCUAAUGAUCUAGUGUCAGAUGGCAAAGGUGGCUGUGUACCUGUUGGGGAAUGUCCAUGUGUUCACAAUGAGGCCUCCUACCAUCCAGGAGAAACAAUCAAAGUCAACUGUAACACCUGCACUUGUAAAAACAGAAUGUGGCAAUGCACCAAUGAAUCUUGCCUGGCAACCUGCUCUGUUUAUGGAGAUGGUCAUUACAUUACUUUUGAUGGCAAACGCUUCAGCUUUAGUGGAGGUUGUGAAUACACACUGGUCCAGGAUUACUGUGGUAAGAACAGUACCAGUCUUGGAACCUUCCGAGUUAUCACAGAGAACAUGCCCUGUGGAACCACUGGGACCACCUGCUCAAAGGCCAUUAAAGUCUUCCUAAGGAACUGUGAACUAGUAUUCAGUGAUGGAAAGUUUGAAGUGAUAGAGAAGGUCCGUGGAGGGGAAGUACCAUACGAGGUCCGUUACAUGGGCAUCUACAUGGUGAUUGACACUGACGCUGGACUGACUCUCAUGUGGGAUAAGAAAACCAGCAUAUUCAUGAAGCUCAGCCCAGAUUUUAAGGGUCAGGUCUGUGGCCUGUGUGGGAACUACGAUGGCAAUGGCAUUAAUGACUUUACCACCAGAAGUCAGUCUGUGGUAGAAGAUGUUCUGGAGUUUGGAAACAGCUGGAAGGUGUCUCCUACUUGCCCAGAUGCCAAGAGCAACAAGAAUCCUUGCCGUGCAAACCCUUACAGGAACUCUUGGGCCCAGAAGCAGUGCAGCAUAAUCAACAGCAAAGUAUUCUCUGCCUGUCACUCUCAGGUUGAACCAAAUGAAUAUUAUGAAGCAUGUGUGAGUGAUGCAUGUGCCUGUGACACUGGGGGAGAUUGUGAAUGUUUCUGUACAGCAGUAGCUUCAUAUGCUCAAGCAUGUAAUGAGGCUGGCAUUUGUGUUGCAUGGAGAACCCCAUCUAUCUGUCCUCUGUUCUGUGAUUACUACAACCCGCAAGGAGAAUGCGAGUGGCACUACAAGCCUUGUGGGUCCCCUUGUAUGAAGACCUGCAGGAACCCAAGUGGAAAAUGCCUUCAUGAGUUACAAGGCUUGGAAGGCUGCUAUCCAAAGUGUCCAGAGAACAAGCCCUAUUUUGAUGAAGAUGAUAUGGAGUGUGUCGAUCACUGUGGCUGUUACGAUACCAAGGGAAAAUAUUACAAGCCAGGGACACCCAUUCGUUCAGAAGAGAACUGUCAAUCAUGUGAAUGCACAAUGAAUGGCAUUAAGUGUGAAUAUGAUGAAUAUGAAUGCCACUGCACAUAUGAUGGAAAGCAAUAUGAGUAUGAGGAUGUCAUCUACAACACUACAGAUGGUACUGGCGGGUGUAUCAUUGCAACUUGUGGUCACAAUGGAACAAUUGAUAGAAAAGUCUAUGCAUGUUCUACACCCUUAACCACAACACCAUUUUCAUUUUCCUCUUCAACACCUAUAUCCACCACUACAGUGACACCAACUACAUCAGUCUGUGUUCGUGAAGUAUGCCAGUGGUCACAAUGGUAUGAUAUGAGCUAUCCAGGGUCUGGGAUCAACGAUGGAGAUUUCGAAACAUUUGAUAAUUUAAGAGCCAAAGGUUACAAAGUUUGCAAAGCUCCAAAGGCUGUUGAAUGCAGAUCUGAGAAGUUCCCUAACACACCAUUAAGUGAACUAGAGCAAAAAGUAGAAUGUAGUACAACAAUGGGACUAAUAUGUUAUAAUAAGGAUCAGCAUCAAAUGAUCUGCGACAACUUCCAGAUAAAAAUAUUAUGCUGUAGCUUUGUACCAUGUGAAUAUACAACUCCUGCUACCACAACACCUGCAGAGACUACAAUAUCCAUCACAAAAACGACCACUUCAGAAACUACUGUAACCAGUAUACCUUCAACAACUACAGCACUACCUACCACCACAGAACCUAAAACAACUACUCUUUCAACAAGUACCAUGACCUCCAAAACUCCUUCAACAACUCCAGUCACAGAAACAAGUGUGUCAACUUCAACUCUUAGAACCACAGCUCCAUCAACAACAAUCCCUGAAACAACUGCUAGCCCUUCAACAGAAACUGUAUAUACUACAGGAGAAAUCACAUCCAUAACACCUUGUAAAUCAAAAUGCAAAUGGUCUGAAUGGCAUGAUGUCCAUUUUCCCAGCCUGGACAAUAAAGGAGAUUCUGAAACAUAUGAUGAUAUUAGAGCAGCAGGAAAAGUGAUCUGCAGCAAACCUGAAAAUAUAGAAUGUCGAGCCGAGAAAUUCCCAGAAAAAUCAAUUGAUAACAUUGAACAAAUUGUCCAGUGCAAUGUAUCCUUUGGACUUAUCUGCAGGAAUGAAGAUCAGGAAGGAGUGCUCCAAAUGUGUUAUAACUAUCAAAUAAAAGUAUUGUGCUGUGAUGAUUUUAGUCAUUGCCCAUCCACAUCCACUACUACAGAAACAACAACAACUGCAGGCAUAACUAUUGUUUCAACAGAACCUUCCACCCAGACUCCUACAACUACAGAAACUACAACUUCAGCCAUAAGAACUAUACCUUCAACCACCACCACAACGGAAACCACAACCAAAGAAGUUAAAACAACUACUCCUUUAACAACCACCCCUAUCGAAACUACAACAAUCACAACUACACCUUUCACUACCACAACCACAGAAACUACAACUACUCCAGGCACACCCAUUGUUUCAACAGAAACUUCCACCCAGACUCCUACAACUACAGAAACUACAACUGCAACCAUAAGAACUACACCUUCAACCACCACAACAGAAACCACAACCAAAGAAGUUAAAACAACUACUCCUUUAACAACCACCCCUAUCGAAACUACAACAAUCACAACUACACCUUUCACUACCACAACCACAGAAACUACAACUACUCCAGGCACACCCAUUGUUUCAACAGAAACUUCCACCCAGACUCCUACAACUACAGAAACUACAACUUCAACCAUAAGAACUACACCUUCAACCACCACCACAACAGAAACCACAACCAAAGAAGUUAAAACAACUACUCCUUUAACAACCACCCCUAUCGAAACUACAACAAUCACAACUACACCUUUCACUACCACAACCACAGAAACUACAACUACUCCAGGCACACCCAUUGUUUCAACAGAAACUUCCACCCAGACUCCUACAACUACAGAAACUACAUCAACAGUAGGAACUACACAUUCAUCCACCACCAGCAUAGAAACUACAGCAGUCACAACUACACCUUUCACUGCCACAACCACACAAACAACAACAACCACAGGUACUACACCCAUGACAACUCCUCAAACUACUACUACAAUACCAACCACUAGUCCAAUAACCUCAACACCAAUUCUGGACACUUUUACAACUACAGCUACUUCAUCAACCAAUACUCAAACCACCACCACCGAGUUUACCACAAUAGUAAAUAAAACCACUACACCAACAACCACUGAAAUCACCACGGCUGCAACUGCUACACCUAUUUCAACAACAAAACCUACAUCAUCAAUAACAGUAACAACUACUCCAGCAAUAACCACAAUCUCAGAAACUACAACAGCUGUGACAACUGUUUCUCUAACAACUGCUGGUUGUAUUAAAGAACUAUGUGAAUGGUCACAAUGGUAUGAUAUAAGUUACCCAGGGUCUGCUAUCAAUGAUGGAGAUUUUGAUACAUUUAAGAAUAUAAGGGCCAAAGGAUACAAAGUAUGCAAAGCUCCAAAGGCUGUGGAAUGCAGAGCAGAAAGAUUCCCUAACAUACCAUUGAAUGAGCUGGAGCAAAAUGUAAUAUGCAGUAAAACAGAAGGGCUGAUAUGUUAUAAUAAGGAUCAACUUCCACCAAUCUGCUAUAAUUACCAGAUCAAAAUUGAAUGUUGCCGAAAUGUAAUUGUAUCAUGCCCACCAACCACCCCAGCCACUACAACAACAGUAACAACCACUCCAGCCACUACCUCAAUUGUAACAACUACCCCAGCCACUACAACAACAGUAACAACCACCCCAGCCACUACCCCAAUUGUAACAACUACCCCAUCCACUACUCCAAUGGUAAAAACCACCUCAGCAACUACAAUGACAGUAACUACCAUCACAACAAUAUUAACAACCACUCCAACCAUUACCCCAAUAGGAACAACCACCUCAACUACUACCCCAAUAGAAAGAACCUCCUCAGCCACUACCCCAAUAGUAAAAACCACCCCAGCCACAACAACAACAGUAACAACCACUCCAGCCACUAAAAUGGCAGUAACAACCACCCCAGCCACAACAACGACAGUAACAACCAGGACAACAGCAACCACAAAAAAAAUUAUAACCCAAAUAAAGACAACUAAUACACCUCGAACAGAAUCUAUACAAAAAGAAACGACUCAAGGAACAUCAAGUACAACUAAAGAAACAACACUGGUGAGUAAAACAACACCAGAAAGAACUCCAGUCACAACAACAUCAACAAUCUCCACAACACUGCCAACUACCACAACUGUAGAAACCACAACUAUUGAAGCUACCCAAAGCACAACCACUACAGGUAGCACCACUCUACCUACCACAGAAAUCCCCACAACAUCGCCAAAACCCACAACUCCAGGAACAACCACUUCCUCCACUACAAAGUGUCAACCAAUAUGCACAUGGUCCAAAUGGUUUGAUGUAGAUUUUCCCGCUUCUGGACCUAAAGAAGGAGACACUGAAACCUAUAACAACAUAAGGGCAGCAGGAGGGAAAAUCUGCGCAAAGCCUGCAAAUAUUGAGUGUAGGGCAGAAAACCACCCAGACAUAAGCAUCGAGGAUGUUGGUCAAAUUGUGCAGUGCGAUGUCAAUUUUGGGCUUUUGUGCAAAAAUGAGGAUCAAAUUGGUAAAUUUAAAAUGUGUUUGAAUUACGAGGUACGUGUUUUGUGCUGUGAAGAAAACCUUAACUGCCCAACCCCAUCCAGAAGUAUUGCAACCACAACUAUACGUACACCACCAACUACAGUCACAAAAACCACCAUUGAAGUCACAACUUCUACGAAACCACCAGGCACAGAAACACCAGGAACUACCACUGCUGAAACAACUUCAAUCACUACACCUAAAACAACAACCAGAAGCACAACGGGCACCACCUCUCUGCCUACCAAAGAAAUAACCACAACAUCAACGAUCUCCACAACACUGCCAACUACCACAUCUGUAGAAACCACAACUAGUGAAGCAACCCAAAACACAACCACUACAGGUACCACCACUCUGCCUACCACAGACAUCCCCACAACAUCGCCAAUACUCACAACUCCAGGAACAACCACUUCCUCAACUACAAAGUGUCAACCAAUAUGCACAUGGUCCAAAUGGUUUGAUGUCGAUUUUCCCGCUUCUGGACCAAAAGAAGGAGAUAUUGAAACCUAUAACAACAUAAGGACAGCAGGAGAGAUAAUCUGCGCAAAGCCUGCAAAUAUUGAGUGUAGGGCAGAAAACCACCCAGACAUAAGCAUCGAGGAAGUUGAUCAAAUUGUGCAGUGCGAUGUCAAUUUUGGGCUAGUGUGCAAAAAUGAGGAUCAAAUUGGUAAAUUUAAAAUGUGUUUGAAUUACGAGGUACGUGUUUUGUGCUGUGAAGCAAACCUUAACUGCCCAACCCCAACCAGAAGUACUGCAACCACAACUAUACGUACACCACCAACUACAGUCACAAAAAGCACCAUUGAAGUCACAUCUUCUACUAAACCAUCAGGCACAGAAACACCAGGAACUACCACUGCUGAAAAAACUCCAAUCACUACACCUAAAGCAACCAGAAGCACAACGGGCACCACCUCUCUGCCUACCAAACAAAUAACCACAACGUCAACAAUCUCCACAACACUGCCAACUACCACAUCCAUAGAAGCCACGACUAGUGAAGCAACCCAAAGCACAACCACAACAGGUACCACCACUCUGCCUACCACAGAAAUCCCCACAACAUCGCCAAUACCCACAACUCCAGGAACAACCAUUUCCUCCACUACAAAGUGUCAACCAACAUGCACAUGGUCCAAAUGGUUUGAUGUAGAUUUUCCCGCUUCUGGACCAAAAGAAGGAGAUAUUGAAACCUAUAACAACAUAAAGGCAGCAGGAGGGAUAAUCUGCGCAAAGCCUGCAAAUAUUGAGUGUAGGGCAGAAAACCACCCAGACAUAAGCAUCGAGGAGGUUGGUCAAAUUGUACAGUGCGAUGUCAAUUUUGGGCUUAUGUGCAAAAAUGAGGAUCAAAUUGGUAAAUUUAAAAUGUGUUUGAAUUACGAGGUACGUGUUUUGUGCUGUGAAGAAAACCUUAUCUGCCCAAUCCCAACCAGAAGUACUGCAACCACAACUAUACGUACACCACCAACUGCAGUCACAAAAACCACCAUUGAAGUCACAACUUCUACUAAACCACCAGGCAAAGAAACACCAGGAACUACCACUGCUGAAACAACUCCAAUCACUACACCUCAAAUAACAACCAGAAGCACAACGGGCACCACCCCUCUGCAUACCAAAGAAAUAAUCACAACGUCAACAAUCUCCACAACACUGCCAACUACCACAUCCGUAGAAGCUACGACUAGUGAAACAACCCAAAGCACAACCACAACAGGUGCCACCACUCUGCCUACCACAGAAAUCCCCAUAACAUCGCCAAUACCCACAACUCCAGGAACAACCACUUCCUCCACUACAAAGUGUCAACCAAUAUGCACAUGGUCCAAAUGGUUUGAUGUCGAUUUUCCCGCUUCUGGACCUAAAGAAGGAGAUAUUGAAACCUAUAACAACAUAAGGGCAGCAGGAGGGAUAAUCUGUGCAAAGCCUGCAAAUAUUGAGUGUAGGGCAGAAAACCACCCAGACAUAAGCAUCGAGGAGGUUGGUCAAAUUGUGCAAUGCGAUGUCAAUUUUGGGCUUAUGUGCAAAAAUGAGGAUCAAAUCGGAAAAUUUAAAAUGUGCUUGAAUUACGAGGUACGUGUUUUGUGCUGUGAAGCAAACCUUAACUGCCCAACCCCAACCAGAAGUACUGCAACCACAACUAUACGUACACCACCAACUGCAGUCACAAAAACCACCAUUGAAGUCACAACUUCUACUAAACCACCAGGCAAAGAAACACCAGGAACUACCACUGCUGAAACAACUCCAAUCACUACACCUCAAACAACAACCAGAAGCACAACAGGCACCACCUCUUUGCCUACCAAAGAAAUAACCACAACAUCAACCAUCUCCACAACACUGCCAACUACCACAUCCGUAGAAGCCACAACUAGUGAAGCAACCCAAAGCACAACCACUACAGGUAGCACCACUCUACCUACCACAGAAAUCCCCACAACAUCGCCAAUACCCACAACUCCAAGAACAACCACAUCCUCCACUACAAAGUGUCAACCAACAUGCACAUGGUCCAAAUGGUUUGAUGUCGAUUUUCCCGCUUCUGGACCUAAAGAAGGAGACAUUGAAACCUAUAACAACAUAAGGGCAGCAGGAGAGAUAAUCUGCGCAAAGCCUAUAAAUAUUGAGUGUAGGGCAGAAAACCACCCAGACAUAAGCAUCGAGGAGGCUGGUCAAAUUGUGCAGUGCGAUGUCAAUUUUGGGCUUAUGUGCAAAAAUGAGGAUCAAAUUGGUAAAUUUAAAAUGUGCUUGAAUUACGAGGUACGUGUUUUGUGCUGUGAAGAAAACCUUAACUGCCCAACCCCAACAAGAAGUAUUGCAACCACAACUAUACGUAAACCACCAACCACAGUCACAAAAACCACCACUGAAGUCACAACUUCUACUAAGCCACCAAGCACAGAAACACCAGGCACUACCACUGCUGAAACAACUCCAAUCACUACACCUCAAACAACAACAAGAAGGACACCAGGCACCACCUCCCUGCCUACCAAAGGAAUAACCACAACGUCAACCAUCUCCACAACACUGCCAACUACCACAUCCGUAGAAACCAUAACUAGUGAAGCAACCCAAAGCACAACCACUACAGGUAGCACCACUCUACCUACCACAGAAAUCCCCACAACAUCGCCAAGACCCACAACUCCAAGAACAACCACUUCCUCCACUACAAAGUGUCAACCAACAUGCACGUGGUCCAAAUGGUUUGAUGUCGAUUUUCCCUCUUCUGGACCUAAAGAAGGAGACAUUGAAACCUAUAACAACAUAAGGGCAGCAGGAGAGAUAAUCUGCGCAAAGCCUGCAAAUAUUGAGUGUAGGGCAGAAAACCACCCAGACAUAAGCAUCGACCAAAUCGGUCAAGUCGUGCAGUGUAAUGUCAAUUUUGGGCUGAUGUGCAAAAAUGAGGAUCAAAUCGGUAAAUUUAAAAUGUGUUUCAACUAUGAGAUACGUGUUUUGUGCUGUGAAGAAAAUAUAAAUUGUCCUGAAACAACCUCAAUUUUGCCAACAACGCCCACACGAGUAACCACGCCAAUUAUCGCAAGUACACAAACAGAAACAACAGAAGUAACCAUGAGAACUACUCACUGCUUUUGCCGAAUUGAGGACACUGUUUAUGUACCUGGUGAAAUGAUUUACAAUGAAACAGACAAGGAUGGAUGUAAUUUUUAUGCCAUUUGUAGUAAAAAUUGUUCAGUGGAGCGAUUUAAGGGACCAUGUAAAUCAACAACUCCAGCAACACCUACACCUAUACCUACAACGUCAACCUCUAUACCAACUAUGACUCCCACUGCAACAGUUAGUUCAACCACUAAAAUUGAGUGUCCUGAUGCUAAACCUCCCAGAAAGACAGGUGAAACAUGGAAGAUAUCCAACUGUACCACUGCAACUUGCGAGGGUAAUAACAAAGUUGUUAUACAGAAAGUGGAAUGCCCACCUGUCAAGAAAAUUACUUGCGCCAACAGAUACCCACCAGUAAAGGUCUUCAGUGAGGAUGGCUGCUGUUACCACUAUGAAUGUGAAUGUGUCUGUAGUGGCUGGGGUGACCCUCACUACAUUACAUUUGAUGGAAUCUAUUACACAUUCCUUGACAACUGCACAUAUACCCUGGUGAAGCAGAUUACCCCUAAAUAUGACAACUUCCGUGUUGACAUUGACAAUUACUUCUGCAAUGCGGAAGAUGGACUUUCCUGUCCUCAGUCCAUUAUUGUUUAUUACAAGUACACAGUGGUAGUGCUGACACGUGAACUCUCUAAUGGAGUGAUGGCUAAUAAGAUUAUCUUCAAUAAAAAAGUUGUCAACCCAGGCUUCCAGAAAGAUGGCAUUUCUAUUUACAUGCUUGGCAUCAACAUGGUUGUUGAAAUACCUGAGAUUGGAGCAACCAUCAGCUUCAGCGGGUUGAUCUUCUCAGUGAAACUCCCAUUCAGCAAAUUUGGCAAUAACACUGAAGGACAGUGUGGUACAUGCACAAACACCAAAACAGAUGACUGCCGCUUGCCAAGUGGUAAAAUUAUUUCUUCUUGUACCCAAAUGGCUCCCCAUUGGAAGGUUGAUGAUGGCAAAAAGCAAUACUGUGUAGGAACACCAACAGCAACACCAGAACCCAGCAUCCCAACUCCAGCUCCCAGCUGUCCCCCGUCUGCUCUUUGCAAGAUAAUUUUGAGCGAAGUCUUUGAAGAAUGCCACAAGGUGAUACCACCACAAGAUUUUUACAAGGGCUGUGUCUUUGAUGCAUGUCACAUGACCAAUACAUCCAUGCAGUGUUCCAGCUUGGAGAUAUAUGCCACUCUGUGUGCCACUAGAGGUGUUUGUGUUGACUGGAGAGGAGAGACCAAAGGCAAAUGCCCAUAUAACUGUCCAGUGGGCAAAGUGUAUAAACCAUGUGGGCCUCCUAAUCCUGCUACAUGUGAUUCAAGAGCUAUUCAAUACAAUAGCGCUGGCCUAACUGAAGGAUGUUUCUGCCCUGAAGGAGAGUUUCUCUUCAAUGAAAACAGCGGUGUCUGUGUCUCUGAUUGUCGUAACUGUAUAGGACCAGAUGGACUGCCCAAAUUACCCGGAGACCAGUGGAAAAGCAAUUGCCAAGACUGUGUUUGUGACCAGUACACUUUUACAGUGCAGUGUACAAAGCGCCCAUGUAAACCACUCCCACCAGUCUCUUGUGAUGACCCAGGGUUUGUACCUGUCCAGACGCUGACACAAGAAGACCCAUGCUGUGGCCAGACUGAAUGCCGAUGUGACACUAGCAAGUGCCCCGAAUCAGUGGCCAGUUGUCAACCAGGAUAUAAAUUAAUCCCAGAAGUAUUAAAUGGAAAUUGUUGUACUAUCUUCACUUGUAAGCUAAUACCAGGCUGUGUAACCAAUGGAACUUUCUACAUGCCAGGAGCUGUCAUUCCAAAAGGUACCUGUGAAAAGUGCACAUGUUCUGCCAAAGUAGAGCCAGAAAGUCAGAGAAACAUUGUUGACUGCCAGCCCAUUCCAUGUGACACAGGGUGCCCAGUGGGCUAUGAAUAUAAGAUGAAAACUGGACAAUGCUGUGGCGAGUGUGUACAGGACGCUUGUGUACUGAAGAUGGAGGAUAACACAGUCCAUGUGCUUAAGGCUGGAGAAGUCUGGCAUGAGCUUGGUAAUAACUGUACCUUCUAUAAAUGUGAACAAAUUGAGGAUCAGUUUAUUCCUGUCACUGUAAGGAAAAUCUGUCCACCCAUGUACCCAGAAAACUGCAAUCCUGCUGAUAUCAAGCUAAGUGAAGAUGGCUGCUGCAAAACAUGCAUACCACAGGAAAAAGUAUCUUGUAGCCUGCAUAGUACUCCCACUGUCAUCAGACACAAUGAAUGCAACUCUUCUGUGCCUGUGGAACUAACAUACUGCGAAGGCAACUGCGAUACUUCUUCAAAAUAUUCCCUUGAGGCGAAUGUGAUGCAACACAAGUGUAAGUGUUGUCAGGAGGUCAAGACCAGCAAAAGACAGGUGACCCUGAGCUGCCCUGAUGGAAGCACCACUGAUUACUCAUACAUCCAUGUGGAGCAAUGUGAUUGUGCAGGUACGGAGUGCAUCCCCCAAACCACUCCCACCACUCUAGCGCAGGAGCAGCAGCAGCAGCAACAGGAACAGGAACAGAUCCCCAGCAAAACGGGCAGUCUCAAAACCAGAAAAAUGAACCAAAACCAGCAAAAGUAGAAUAUAAACUGAAAUAAAUCUUUUCACAUUUUUUCCUAAUAAUAAACAAGUAUCCAAAGCAGCUAGAAUCUUGGACAUACGGAUGAAAUUCCUAUAUACAUGCUAGAAAUUUCUAUUUCCUAAUUAUUUCAACUUCCAUUAUCAACGGAUCUCAUUGCUUUGAGUGUCUUCUUUUAACUUGAGAGGUGCAGGAUUAGGAAAUCUUGAGGUUUGUUUUUUCUCAGUGGUGCUGUACUGUUUGACUGACAGCUUUUCUUUCAAUAGAGUGGGGUGAGUGGAACUAUACUCUAACUAUUUCCAUGGCACUUUUAGAAAGCCCUUGAUGUAAAUUAUAGUCUCUUUUUGGUUUGAAAUUUUCCCUGUGGUGAUUCUGAUACUGACUGCCCAAGGCCAACCAUAGAACAAACAUCACUGUGUCGUUAAUAAUUUUUCACUAGUCACGGUCAUUACACACCCACCUGACACUGACUAAUCAUUCCAUUGCAUUAGACAACUGUUAAAAUCUCUUUUGAUUCCAGUUCAGUUAGACAGUGUCAACAAUUCAAGUCCAGGAAAAACAGACUAUCGCUCUCACCUUCCUACCUUUUUGUUUGUUUGCUUGUUUGUUGUUUUAGCAUUAAAGAAAGUUUAGGUUGUAGAAACUGCAUUUUCUCAACUUCAAACUUUAAAGAUACUCGGGGAGUUUGUGGUGGUGUAGGAAAGGAAGGAAGGAAGGAAGAAACACUAUCAUAUAAGGCUGCUGCAGAAUAUCCUAUGUUUACAUGAGAUCAUCAGCAUAGUAAAUGUAUGAAAAUUUGGAUCUUUGUAUUAUUUGUUUUUGGUUAACUGUUUACAGAAGAAAUAUAUUUUUGCCAAAAGGGGUAUAUGAAGGAUUUUUGUAAACAAAAGUAAUAAUAAUAGUAAUAUAAAUUCCUUCCUAGGAAGCUGAGCUUUUUUUAAAAUGUUGUACCCUUGCUAUUUAUUUUGUUUCUGGGAAAAAUAAGUGCAUUGGACCAUUUCCCCCACAAUUAAUGUUGCCCCCAUUUUCUAGCAUCAGUGGGUAUCUGGUUGUGGGAUGUUUUCUUUUUCUAUUUUGUUUUGGGUUUUGUUUGUUUCUUAAGAGGAAAAAAAAAGUUAUGAUGAUUAAUAAACUUUUAGCAUUUUGCAA